AAUGAUGGCAUUCGACACGGUCUCCUUAAGCAGUGAUGAUGAUAUCCCUUUAAAGACGCUAGGUUCUGCUGAAGAUGUGCCGCUGAACGCGCUGGGAGCUUCAUACGUGCCUAUUAAAUCCACCGUUUUGAAGACGCGCAGUGUGGAACAUUGUGACUUUUGUGAACAGGUGUUCCUGAACAAGUAUGACGCCUUAAUCCACAAUGGGAAACAUAUAAUCAUUCCACUCAUUAAGAAGGAGCUCCACCAGUGCCCUCUGUGUCUAUUUUAUUACACGUCACGAUACAAACUUAAACAUCACACUAGAAACAAACAUAAAAAUGACAUCAACAAAAAUGAAGCCACAGUCGUUAAACCAGUCAUUACAGAAAAUAAAACACUAAUAAAUCCAGUUAAAGAAAAUAAAGACAAACUUAAUAUAAAAGAUAAUGAUAAAUCUAAGCAUACUAAUGAAAGUAAAGAAAUAAUGAAAACAGUUACCCUUAUAGAUAGUUCCGAUGAUGAAGACAUACCAUUGGUUAAUCAUAGUAACAAAAAAGAAAUUAAAUUUUCCACAUAUAAGGCAGAUGAAGACGAUUUGCCAUUAAUAUUCAAUACUAAUUCAAUCAAAGAGACUGAGAAAGCGCCUAAAUGUGAAACUGAAAUGCUGAGGCAAGCUCUUUUAAAAGACGUGAAAGUGGUUAUCGAGAAGAUAGAAAUUCCAACUAAAGUUGAUACUAAAAUCUCAGUUAAUGGCUUAGAAGUGUCUAAGAAAUUUGAGAUAGAUCUAAAAGCCCAUGAAAUACCUAAAUACCAACCUAAAAUAGACAACCUAAAACCUAUGUUUGAUGUGAAAGCAAGUAAUGCACCGAAUGAAAUGAAAACAAGAAGUCGUCUCACGUUCGAAGAUGAAAUUGAUGAUAUUUGUGAUGAUGAAGUGAUGAAAGAUUUGACUAAAGAGUGCAUAGUCGACAUGAACCUUUUUGAUGAACCCUGGUUUGAUGAACUUGCUAAUAGUAUUACAAAUGAUGAUGUAACAGUUGAUGAUAUGAUUAUAUCUAUUGAUGAUGAUGAUGAAGACUGUGCAGAAGUCGCUGUGAAAGAGACAGCUGUGUAUACACCUAGUACGCAUCAUGACGAGUUGAUUAAACCAGGAGUUUAUCGGUGCAGGAAAUGCCAGCAGAUGUUUCCUACGAGGUUCAACCAGAUCCAGCAUGAAAUGUCUCACAUGCACAUCCGCAAGCCUCGGCCCAUGCUCUGUGAAUACUGCGACCGCUUCAUAGCCACCAAGCGAGCCCUGAAAGACCACAUCGCUACCAAACACCACAUGCCACACCGCCCCCGGACCUUCAAGUCCUGCACCAAAUGUGGCCUCAAAUACAACAAUCUUCAAACACAUGUGGAUAACUAUCAUGCCACACUCCGCUGCCAUCUUUGUAACCAAAGUUUUGACACUGAAAUCGACAGACUUAACCAUAUAAGAGGACAUUUAGUCAAAAUUAAAUGCGGUCAAUGCGAUUUCGUGGCGUCGGAACUCGAAAUUAAAGAACACCAGAGGAGAUUUCAUAAAGUUUCCAGUAGGGUUUCCUCAAAUUUUAAGCUGUGUGAAAUAUGUUGCCUGUUUCUUAAAAAUAAAGGCAACACUCAAUAUAUAUUUGGGGAAACUGUGAGUGAGCUAGGCUCUAGGCUGGACUGUGAGCAUUGCGGUAAUAAAUUUUUCCAUUUGACUCAAGUGAGACGUAUUAUGAAAGGGAGACAGAGCGAUAGAGCCACGCUUGAGAAAGAAAGGGACAAGAAAAAGGUUUUGACUAAUACGGAGAGGCUUAAGAAUAUACAGCAGAGGUUGAAAAUGAUUAAUAAACUUAGCAGGUUUUAAUUUU
Molecule: messenger RNA, 1859 nt
Organism: Cydia amplana
Lineage: Eukaryota; Metazoa; Arthropoda; Insecta; Lepidoptera; Tortricidae
Exons: 3
Coding region: 2-1855 (617 amino acids)
Biological process (GO): regulation of transcription by RNA polymerase II
Cellular component (GO): nucleus
Molecular function (GO): DNA-binding transcription factor activity, RNA polymerase II-specific
Source: RefSeq, a predicted model, not a curated record